Molecule: messenger RNA, 2659 nt
Organism: Pygocentrus nattereri (red-bellied piranha)
Lineage: Eukaryota; Metazoa; Chordata; Actinopteri; Characiformes; Serrasalmidae
Gene: acsf3
Product: acyl-CoA synthetase family member 3
Exons: 9
Coding region: 1-1740 (579 amino acids)
Biological process (GO): fatty acid metabolic process
Molecular function (GO): medium-chain fatty acid-CoA ligase activity
Source: RefSeq, a predicted model, not a curated record
AUGCUGUAUGUCUGCAUAUCUACUGCGUGGAGAUCGUCGUGGAGUUGUGUACACUGCAAAGCUGGUAGAAGCUCCCUAAAGUGGCCUCUGGGAAAUGUAGUCCGAAGAGCCAUAACGUCUUCUGUUCUCAGAGCAGGAGACAAGGUUACUCCUGUGUUUUCCAGAGCCGUAGCUUACGGCGAAAAGGUGGCCAUUAUAGACCAGAGUGGACACCACAGCUACAACUCCCUUUACAACAGUAGUAGAAGCUUAGCAGGACACAUUAGCCAAGUGCUUGCUUGUCAGUCUGGAGACCUGCAGGGCAGAUGUAUAUCAUUCCUGUGUGGCAAUGAUGCUUCGUACACAGUGGCCCAGUGGGCGACGUGGAUGUGCGGGGGCAUAGCUGUGCCCCUAUACAGGAAACACCCACCGGCUGAGCUGGAGUACAUCAUCUCCGACUCUGAAAGCUCAUUGCUGCUGGCCGCACAGCCUCACGCCGACACCCUGGAGCCUCUGGCCAGGAAACUGGGGCUGCCCUGCCUCAAGCUUCCUCCUACAUCCAGCCUGGACAGCUUACAGGCAGCAGAGUCACCAACGCAGUCCAGCGAAGCCCUCUCUGGUUGGGCAGAAAGGCCAGCCAUGCUUAUCUACACCAGUGGCACAACAGGAAGACCAAAGGGAGUUCUCCACAUGCACAGCAGCCUGCAGGCUAUGGUCCAAUGUCUGGUGAGCGAGUGGGCCUGGAGCAGAGAUGAUGUGAUCCUCCACACGCUGCCCCUUCACCAUGUGCACGGCAUUGUCAAUAAGCUGCUGUGCCCGCUGUGGGUGGGGGCCACCUGCAUCAUGCUGCCCGAGUUUAACCCUCAGAAGGUGUGGGAGAGGUUGCUGAGCUCUAAAGCUCCGAUGGUGACUGUAUUCAUGGCGGUUCCUACAGUUUACUCCAAACUGAUCCAGCACUACGAGCAGCACUUCACCCAGCCGCGCGUGCAGGACUUCAUCAGGGCCGUGUGUAAAGAGAGGAUCCGACUGAUGGUGUCCGGUUCAGCUGCUCUUCCUCAGCCGGUUCUGGAGCGUUGGAAAGAGAUUACAGGUCACGUGCUGCUGGAGCGUUACGGAAUGACUGAGAUCGGCAUGGCGCUAUCCAACCCGCUGAAUGGACCACGCAUUCCUGGUGCAGUGGGCACUCCGCUCCCUGGAGUUGAAGUGCGUAUCGUCAUGACAAACACAACCAGCACUACCAUCGCCGAGGGCAACAGCAAGGUGACUCAGGUGAAGCCUGGUUUGGAGGGCAGGGAGGGGGAGCUGAUGGUUCGUGGCCCGUCUGUGUUUCAGAAGUACUGGAACAAACCUCAGGAGACGGAGGACAGCUUCACCAAGGACGGCUGGUUCAAAACAGGAGACACUGCGGUAUACAAAGACGGAGUCUACUGGAUCAUGGGCCGCACCUCGGUGGACAUCAUCAAGAGUGGAGGCUAUAAGAUCAGCGCUCUUGAUGUAGAGCGCCACCUGCUGGCCCAUCCUGGCAUCACAGACGUGGCUGUCAUCGGAGCGCGGGAUGCCACCUGGGGGCAAAAGGUGGUAGCAGUGGUGCAGCUGCAGAAGGGCAAGACUCUCACUCUUCCUGAGCUAAAGGCCUGGGCCAGAGAGCACAUGGCCCCGUACACCAUCCCCACUGGUCUGAUCGUGGUGGAGGAGAUGCCCCGGAAUCAGAUGGGGAAGGUGAAUAAGAAGGACCUGCUGCGUCAGUUCUUCCCCAGCUAACAUCGCCGCCGCUCGGGAAUCAGUGCUGCAGGAAUCCGUGCUCUUAGCUUGGUUUCAGGUUCAUCCUGGUCUUCAGAGGAACGCUGGGUGGAGAUCAUUGAUCACUAAAGAUCACUGAUGAAGGGAGUAAUGCAUCAGUGUGCAUAUUAAAUCCACUUUCUAGAUAAAAAAACCUUUUUUUUAACCCUUUGUCAAACUCAGCCACUAAAGGGGCUCUAUUAAAUCUGUGGGCCACAGAAAAAAUGUUUCUAUUUCAUAAUAUAUAAUAUAGAAUUAUUGUUGUGCUAUAAUCUCAACUGGCGAUUGGUUAUUAUAUGAAUUACUUGAAAUAUUCAGAGUUUAACUGUCCUCAGGUGCUCGGUCUUUUAAACCUGGACGCCUUUCUUUGCUGCUAGUUCAUUGAGCCUCGGGCUCUAUUUCUAAUCUGCUGGUCUGAUGUUAGGUGUUUAUGCUGGUUGAACUGCAGCUGAAAUGCAUUUAGGUGAUGUGACUGGAGUGGAACUGGGUAGAAUUGUGGUGUUAUCGCUGUCCCAUAGAUUGUUUUCGGACCACACAUUUCAUUGCAGUGCAUGCUGGGGACUGUAGUGCAGUGCAUUGUGAAAGGGGCUAAUAUUAAUAGAAAAUGUAAUUACUUUUGCGGGCCGGAUAGGAUUGUGUCGGGGCCUGAUCCGACCCGUGGGCCGUGUGUUUGACACGUGGGCUUUUAUGAUUACUUCACCUCAUGUUUCACCUCAUGUUUCUCCUUCACCGUGCACAUUUUUUACAAAUGCAACAGAUUUCAUUAUUCUGUUACUGCAAUUGUGAGUAAAAUGUUUUGAAAGUUUGUGAAUCAGUAUGUGUUACAUGCCGAGUUGUUAAUAAUUUGAGGUAUUUCACAAUGUUUGGAGAAACACCUGAGCAUUAAAGGCUUAAAAUAUGA